Myotis brandtii (Brandt's bat) is the source of this 3960-nucleotide messenger RNA. RefSeq names its product polymerase (RNA) III (DNA directed) polypeptide B (gene POLR3B). Gene Ontology annotation, molecular function: DNA-directed RNA polymerase activity; DNA binding; ribonucleoside binding. Gene Ontology annotation, cellular component: RNA polymerase III complex. The coding region runs from base 365 to 3652 and encodes 1095 amino acids. The transcript has 28 exons. The record is from RefSeq and is a predicted model, not a curated record. NCBI's taxonomy places the organism in Eukaryota, Metazoa, Chordata, Mammalia, Chiroptera, Vespertilionidae. Gene Ontology annotation, biological process: DNA-templated transcription.
AAAUUAUCCGUUUGCCCCUUUCUCUGAAUUAUUUUUAAAAUUACAACCAAUAUGCUCUAUUGGUCUCAAUUACUGGAUAACUAACUGACAAUGAACCAGUCCUGUGGGGUUUAGGAUUACCCGGCGAGACCUCCGAGCGACACUGGGGGGCGCAGUUUCCCAGCUUCGCCUCAGCCACAUCCGGGUGCCACCUCAGGUUCAGGCUGGGAGCAGGCGGAACCUUUCUGUCGCGCCUUCCAUCAACCUGCGCGGCGGGGACGGUUUAGGCCACGCGCACCGCUCCCUACGGGUGCAGCUGCUUGCUUCAGCCGGCGGAGUCUGGCGUGUGGGGCUCCUGUUGGCUUCUUCCUUCGCCGUGAGCAGCAUGGACGUGCUUGCGGAGGAAUUUGGAAACCUGACCGCGGAGCAGCUAGCUGCGCCAAUACCGACUGUAGAGGAAAAAUGGAGGCUGCUUCCAGCAUUUUUAAAGGUGAAAGGCCUUGUAAAACAGCAUAUAGAUUCAUUCAACUAUUUUAUUAAUGUAGAGAUAAAGAAAAUCAUGAAAGCCAAUGAAAAGGUUACAAGUGAUGCUGACCCCAUGUGGUACCUAAAAUAUCUUAAUAUCUAUGUUGGGCUCCCUGAUGUUGAAGAAAGCUUCAAUGUAACCAGACCAGUGUCCCCUCAUGAGUGCCGCCUGCGGGACAUGACAUACUCUGCCCCCAUUACAGUGGAUAUUGAAUAUACCCGGGGCAGCCAGAGGAUCAUCCGCAAUGCUUUACCCAUUGGCAGAAUGCCCAUAAUGCUUCGUAGUUCAAACUGUGUUCUUACAGGGAAAACGCCAGCAGAAUUUGCCAAACUGAAUGAAUGCCCUUUAGAUCCAGGUGGCUACUUCAUUGUUAAAGGAGUGGAGAAAGUUAUUCUUAUCCAAGAGCAGCUGUCUAAGAACAGGAUUAUUGUGGAGGCUGACAGAAAAGGGACAGUUGGUGCGUCAGUUACCAGCUCUACCCAUGAGAAAAAAAGCAGAACCAAUAUGGCUGUGAAACAAGGACGAUUUUAUUUGAGGCAUAAUACUUUAUCAGAAGACAUACCGAUUGUAAUUAUAUUUAAGGCCAUGGGUGUUGAGUGUGACCAAGAAAUUGUGCAGAUGAUUGGAACAGAGGAGCACGUGAUGGCUGCCUUUGGGCCCAGUUUGGAAGAAUGCCAGAAAGCUCAGAUUUUCACACAGAUGCAGGAAUUAGUUAAAGAAUUCAAUUUCCGAGCCAAAUGUAUCUAUACUGCAGUGAUGGUAAGAAGGGUAAUUCUGGCCCAAGGAGAUAAUAAAGUUGAUGACAGAGACUAUUAUGGUAACAAGCGAUUGGAGUUGGCAGGACAGCUUUUAUCUCUUCUUUUUGAAGAUUUGUUCAAAAAAUUUAAUUCUGAAAUGAAGAAGAUUGCAGACCAGGUCAUUCCUAAGCAAAGAGCAGCCCAGUUUGAUGUAGUCAAACACAUGCGUCAAGACCAGAUUACCAAUGGCAUGGUGAAUGCCAUUUCUACUGGAAAUUGGUCUCUAAAGAGAUUUAAAAUGGACCGUCAAGGUGUGACUCAAGUGUUGUCUCGCUUGUCAUAUAUAUCCGCACUGGGCAUGAUGACAAGAAUCUCUUCCCAGUUUGAAAAAACAAGAAAAGUGAGUGGUCCUCGAUCGCUCCAACCAUCUCAGUGGGGAAUGCUCUGUCCUUCAGACACUCCUGAAGGAGAGGCAUGUGGUUUGGUAAAAAACUUGGCCCUUAUGACGCACAUCACGACUGACAUGGAAGAUGGACCCAUUGUUAGAUUAGCCAGUAACCUGGGAGUAGAAGAUGUGAAUUUAUUAUGUGGAGAAGAGCUCUCUUACCCAAAUGUGUUUCUCGUCUUCCUCAAUGGUAACAUCCUGGGUGUCAUUCGAGACCAUAAGAAGCUAGUGAAUACGUUUCGACUGAUGCGAAGAGCAGGAUACAUCAAUGAAUUUGUUUCCAUCUCAACAAAUCUUACAGAUCGAUGUGUCUAUAUUUCUUCUGAUGGAGGAAGGUUGUGCAGACCCUACAUAAUAGUUAAGAAACAAAAGCCUGCAGUCACGAAUAAGCAUAUGGAAGAGCUGGCUCAGGGGUACAGGAAUUUUGAAGAUUUCUUACAUGAGAGUCUGGUGGAAUAUCUAGAUGUGAAUGAAGAAAAUGAUUGUAACAUCGCACUCUAUGAGCAUACAAUUAAUAAAGAUACCACCCACUUGGAGAUUGAACCCUUUACUCUUCUUGGAGUUUGUGCGGGCCUGAUUCCAUACCCUCAUCAUAACCAGUCCCCAAGAAACACAUAUCAGUGCGCCAUGGGAAAACAAGCUAUGGGUACCAUUGGAUAUAACCAGCGGAACAGAAUUGAUACUCUCAUGUAUCUACUAGCAUACCCACAAAAACCUAUGGUUAAAACAAAAACCAUUGAGUUGAUAGAAUUUGAGAAACUGCCGGCUGGACAGAAUGCGACAGUUGCUGUGAUGAGUUAUAGUGGCUAUGAUAUUGAAGAUGCUCUUGUUUUAAACAAGGCCUCCCUGGACAGAGGUUUUGGGCGUUGCCUUGUGUAUAAAAAUGCUAAGUGUACAUUGAAACGAUAUACCAAUCAGACUUUUGAUAAAGUGAUGGGGCCGAUAUUGGAUGCUGCCACAAGGAAACCCAUCUGGCGACAUGAAAUUUUAGAUGCAGAUGGUAUUUGUUCUCCAGGUGAGAAAGUAGAAAACAAACAAGUGCUCGUAAAUAAAUCCAUGCCCACAGUAACUCAGAUCCCCUUGGAAGGAAGCAAUGUGCCGCAGCAACCACAGUACAAAGAUGUGCCCAUCACCUACAAAGGGGCAACAGAUUCAUACAUUGAAAAAGUGAUGAUAUCUUCAAAUGCUGAAGAUGCUUUCCUAAUCAAAAUGCUGCUGAGACAGACAAGGCGUCCAGAAAUUGGAGACAAAUUCAGCAGUCGUCAUGGGCAAAAAGGUGUCUGCGGUUUGAUCGUCCCUCAGGAAGACAUGCCGUUUUGUGACUCUGGCAUCUGUCCGGACAUCAUCAUGAACCCUCACGGCUUCCCAUCACGAAUGACGGUGGGAAAGUUAAUUGAGCUGUUGGCGGGCAAGGCAGGCGUGUUAGAUGGCAGAUUCCACUACGGCACCGCCUUUGGAGGCAGUAAAGUGAAGGAUGUGUGUGAAGACCUCGUUCGCCAUGGUUAUAACUACUUGGGGAAAGACUAUGUUACAUCUGGCAUCACAGGGGAGCCUUUGGAAGCAUACAUUUACUUCGGCCCCGUGUACUACCAGAAGCUGAAACACAUGGUGCUGGAUAAGAUGCAUGCCCGUGCCCGGGGACCACGGGCUGUCCUUACCAGGCAGCCCACUGAAGGUCGAUCUCGUGAUGGUGGUUUGCGUCUUGGAGAAAUGGAACGUGACUGUUUAAUUGGUUAUGGAGCCAGUAUGCUUUUACUAGAGCGACUAAUGAUUUCAAGUGAUGCCUUUGAGGUUGAUGUCUGUGGGCAGUGUGGACUUCUGGGGUAUUCCGGCUGGUGCCAUUACUGCAAGUCGUCCUGUCACGUGUCUUCCCUUCGUAUUCCGUAUGCCUGCAAGCUGCUCUUCCAGGAACUGCAGUCUAUGAACAUUAUCCCCAGGUUAAAACUGGCCAAAUACAAUGAGUGAGGAUGGGAAGGUGACUAUUUAAAGAGAACAAACCAUAUUUUGCAACACAGUGCAAAAUAGAAGGGACUGAGGACCAUGUCUGCUCCUGUGAAUAAUUCCUUUGAAUGUUCUCUCGGAAAAAAAGCAAAAAUCGACGGAAAGGCUUUUUAACACUAGAAAACUGACUGAACACCCUUGAUCGGUGAGCCUCGGGCCGUGGAAGAGAUGCCAGCAGUGUGGACUAUAAUGCCGUUCCUCGUUCAUGUACUGAAUUUGAUUUGCAAAUGGACAUGACCUAAAAGAUAAAUAAACUUUUAUUUCACUUCUGG